This is a messenger RNA of Ananas comosus (pineapple), 1235 nucleotides long. Its product is annotated as reticulon-like protein B16. Bases 444 to 1154 code for a protein of 236 amino acids. The transcript has 5 exons. Lineage: Eukaryota; Viridiplantae; Streptophyta; Magnoliopsida; Poales; Bromeliaceae. The record is from RefSeq and is a predicted model, not a curated record.
GAAAAAUUUCAGACAAACUUUCUGAGUCCUGCAGCUCCGUUCCGUUUUUCUCCGAAAAGUCGACUGUCGUAAGAGAGAGAGAGAGAGAGAGAGAGAGAGAGAGAAAAGUUCCUUUCCGCCGAAAGGUACAACGCCCGUUAGGGUUUCUUUUUAACCCCAAUAAUUCUCAGAUCAUUCCCCCGAUCGAAGCCCUAAUUCGCCCCCCCAAUCCCUAAUUCCCCCUUUUUUGAUCUCCCGAAAACGCACCGUAAGAGGAUUUUUUUUUUUUUCGUGUGCGUGCUCGAUUUUUGUUCCGAUUUGACCGGUUAAUUUGAUUUGUGGCUCGAAUUAAGGUACUGAUGACGGAUUCUAGUACUCUAGAGGAACUUAGUUGAGUUUUUUUCCUUAUUUUUGUUGUAAUUUUGGGUGGUUUUUGCGGUCGUUGGGUGGGAUUAAGGUGUUAGAUGGAUUCUAGUGCGCAAGAUGCUUCGAAUGGUGAGAUUACUGUGGAUAGUAGAAAGGAGAGAUCGUCGGAUCAGUGUAGCUCGUCGGCCGCCGGGUAUCGCCUUUUUGGUCGGCAACGAUCGAUGCAUCAGAUAAUUGGGGGAGGGAAAGCUGCUGACGUCAUCUUGUGGAAGUGGCGACGGGUUUCAUUUGGGAUUAUCAUUGUUGCAACUGCCGCAUGGAUUUUAUUUGAGAAAUCCGGCUUAUCGUUCCUGACAGUCUGCUCUGACGUUCUGCUGAUUUUGAUAGUGGUUCAGUUCAUUCGGGUUAAAACUGCUGCUUUACUAGAUAAGCAACUUAAGCCACUUCCAGAAUUAGUUCUAUCAGAAGAAAUGGUGAACAAUGCAGCAGCUUCUUUUCGUGUUAAAGUUAAUCAUAUGCUCCUGAUGGCACAUGAUAUUACGCUUGGGAAGGACUUCAGGCUCUUCUUUCAGGUGGUGGUUUUCCUCUGGUUGUUGUCCGUUGUUGGUGGGUUCAUUUCAUUCGUCACUUUUGUUUACAUAGGGAUUAUUGUAUCGAUUACAAUACCUGCGCUGUACAACAAGUUUGAAGCUCAUGUGGAUAGGUGUGCUGGGUUAGUCCACCAGAAGUUCUCCAAACAUUACAAGAUAGUGGAUGAAAAUGUAAUAAGCAGACUACCGAGGAGCUUCGUGAGAGAUAAGGAUGCAUGAUGCUGCAAAGAACUCGAGCGGUGCAUUUUCCUUUCCUUUAUUUGCAUUAAGCCAAGUGUUCAUAUGCUGUGCUUCUACACG